AUGGGCCCGGACCUUGGGACGACCACCACCGGGUGGAGGCCGGGAUCGGGCCGGGCCCGGGCCCAGGGGGCGGGAGCGGGCCGGAGCCGGAAGGGAGGCCGGGCCUUCACCGCAUCCAGGCCCACGCCUCGCCCGGGGCCCAGGCGCUUGCUCCAAAGCACUGGCCGGGUCCUCCCGGGCCCGGCCCUGCUGGACGGACCCGAGGAGGAGGAGGAGGACGGGGCCAGCCACAUCUUCUUCGAGCCCAGUCUCUACCACUGCCUGGAGAACUGCGGCUCCGUCCUGCUCUCUGUGGCCUGCCAAGGUGGGGAGGGAAACAGCACCUUCUACGUGGACUACCGGACCGAGGACGGCUCGGCUAAGGCCGGCUCCGACUACGAGUACAGGCCGGGGGGGUGGGAGAGAGAGAAGGGAGCGGGGAGGGGAGCCUGCACCCCUGGCUCUCUUAACCGGCUCCGUCCCUCCCCCGCCGUCGGCCCCCAGGUGUGGGAAGCCCUCCUCACGCUGGUGUUCUUCCCCGUCUGUGUGGUCUUCGCCUGGAUGGCCGACAAGCGCCUGCUCUUCUACAAGUACGUUUAUAAGCGCUACCGGGCCGACCCCCGAAGCGGGGUCAUCAUCGGGGCCGAGGGCGACUACCCCAAGGGCAUCGAGAUGGACGGCACCUUCGUGGGGCCCGACCACCACCGGGUGGAGGCCGGGAUCGGGCCGGGCCCGAGCCCCGAAGACCGGGAGCUGGACGAGAGCCGGAAGGAGGUGAUCCAGAUCCUCAAAGACCUGAAGCAGAAGCACCCCGAUAAAGGCCUGGACCAGCUGGUGGGCAUGGCCAACUACUACGCCCUCCUGCAUCAGCAGAAGAGCCGGGCCUUCUACCGCAUCCAGGCCACGCGCCUCAUGACCGGGGCGGGCAACGUGCUCCGCAAGCACGUGGCUGAUGCCUCCCGGAAGCCGGCCCUGCUGGACGGACCCGAGGAGGAGGAGGAGGACGGGGCCAGCCACAUCUUCUUCGAGCCCAGUCUCUACCACUGCCUGGAGAACUGCGGCUCCGUCCUGCUCUCUGUGGCCUGCCAAGGUGGGGAGGGAAACAGCACCUUCUACGUGGACUACCGGACCGAGGACGGCUCGGCUAAGGCCGGCUCCGACUACGAGUACAGUGAGGGUACGCUGGUUUUCAAGCCCGGGGAGACCCAGAAGGAGCUGCGCAUCGGGAUCAUCGACGACGACAUCUUCGAAGAAGACGAGCAUUUCUUCGUCCGGCUGAUGAACCUGCGGGUGGGGGACGCCCAGGGCAUGUUCGAGCCCGACGGUGGUGGGAGGCCCAAGGGCCGGCUCGUGUCCCCCGCGCUCGCCACUGUCACCAUCCUGGACGACGACCACGCGGGCAUCUUCACGUUCCAGGACCGGCGGCUGCACGUCAGCGAGUGCAUGGGCACUGUGGACGUCCGGGUGAUCCGCAGCUCUGGCGCGCGGGGCACCGUCCGCCUGCCCUAUCGCACCGUGGAGGGCACGGCUCGCGGCGGGGGCGUCCAUUACGAGGACGCCUGUGGGGAGCUUGAGUUCGGAGACGACGAGACCAUGUGAGGGGCCGGGAGUGAGGGGAGAGG
Molecule: messenger RNA, 1601 nt
Organism: Sarcophilus harrisii (Tasmanian devil)
Lineage: Eukaryota; Metazoa; Chordata; Mammalia; Dasyuromorphia; Dasyuridae
Gene: SLC8A2
Product: solute carrier family 8 member A2
Exons: 4
Coding region: 1-1578 (525 amino acids)
Biological process (GO): cell communication; sodium ion transmembrane transport; calcium ion import across plasma membrane
Cellular component (GO): sarcolemma; axon; postsynapse
Molecular function (GO): calcium:sodium antiporter activity
Source: RefSeq, a predicted model, not a curated record